Molecule: messenger RNA, 4049 nt
Organism: Aegilops tauschii subsp. strangulata
Lineage: Eukaryota; Viridiplantae; Streptophyta; Magnoliopsida; Poales; Poaceae
Biological process (GO): protein phosphorylation
Molecular function (GO): protein binding; ATP binding; protein kinase activity
Source: RefSeq, a predicted model, not a curated record
AUGGCUUGUGCAUUAGUGUUAGCCAUCCUUGUCUCAUCGGUUUUGCAUCCUUUGUCUCUGACAACAUUAGCUGAUGAAUCCGACAACAACCGAGACGCUCUGCUCUGCCUCAAGUCUCGCCUCUCCAUCACCACAUGGAACACCACCUCGCCUGAUUUCUGCACUUGGCGCGGCGUCUCGUGCACAGGGCAGCCACAACUACCCCUGGUGGUGGCCUUGGACAUGGAGGCACAAGGCCUCACCGGCGAAAUCUCGCUCUGCAUGUCCAACCUCACGUCGCUGGUGAGAAUCCACUUGCCGAACAACCAGCUCUCUGGCCAUCUCCCACCAGAGAUUGGCCGGCUCUCUGGACUCCGGUACCUCAACCUCAGCUCCAACGCGCUCAGCGGCGAGAUCCCGGAAUCGCUGUCCUUAUGCUCUAGCCUUGAUGUCUUGGCGCUGAGCAGCAACUCUGUUGGAGGUGCGAUCCCACCUCUACUCGGUACGCUUCGCAACCUAUCCUCUCUAGACUUGUCCAGCAAUAAACUUUCUGGUGAGAUUCCACCUCUACUCGGGAGCUCACCGGCUCUGGAGUCUGUCAGUCUCGCCAACAACUUUCUCGAGGGAGAAAUCCCGCUGUUUUUGGCAAAUUGUUCCUCCCUUCGCUACCUUUCUUUACAAAACAACAGUCUUUCUGGGGCCAUACCGGCAGCUCUUUUCAACAGCUCAACCAUCACAGAGAUACAUGUUUCAAUGAACAAUCUUUCUGGACAAAUUCCACCUUUCACAAACUUCCCUUCAAAGCUCAACUACCUCCAUUUAACAGGGAAUAGCCUAACUGGAAUUGUGCCGCCCUCAGUAGGAAAUCUCACACGGCUUACAGGUCUGUUAAUUGCGCAAAACCAGUUGCAGGGAAACAUUCCGGAUUUAUCCAAGCUAUCAGGCCUGCAAUUCCUUGACCUCUCAUACAACAAUCUAUCAGGGAUAGUGCCACCGUCCAUUUACAGUUUACCUUUGCUGAGCUUUCUUGGGUUGGCCAACAAUAAUCUUCGAGGAACACUUCCUUCUCAUAUGGGAAACACUCUUUCUAACAUAAAUUCAUUGAUUAUGUCUAAUAAUCAUUUUGAGGGUGACAUCCCUGCAUCGCUAGCCAAUGCCUCCAGAAUGGAGUUCCUAUAUCUCGGAAACAAUUUGCUGAGUGGGGUGGUUCCUUCCUUCAGUUCCAUGACGAAUUUGCAGGUCCUAAUGCUGUACUCAAAUCAGCUAGAAGCUGGAGACUGGACAUUCUUCUCGUCCUUGGCAAACUGUACACAGCUGCUAAAGGUGAACUUGGGCGGAAACAAACUACGUGGCAAUUUGCCGCCUGGUUCUGUAGCAACCCUGCCCAAAAGUAUGGUUAACUUGAUUUUACGGUCAAACUACAUAUCUGGCACUAUUCCUUUGGAGAUUGGGAACCUGUCUAAAACUUCCCUACUUUAUCUUGAUAACAAUAUUUUCACAGGGCCUAUACCUUCUAUUCUUGGCCAGCUAAGCAAACUGGUUGUUCUUAGCCUAUCACGGAACAAGUUCUCCGGAGAAAUUCCACCUUCCAUUGGUAACUUGAAUCAGUUGACGGAACUUUAUUUACAAGAAAAUGAAUUAAGUGGAAGCAUACCUACAAGUUUAGCUGGCUGCCAGAAAUUGGUGGCACUAAACCUUUCCAGCAAUGGCCUCAACGGAAGUAUCAAUGGGCGCAUGUUUAGCAAGUUGAACCAACUGAGUUGGUUACUUGACCUAUCACAUAACCAGUUCACAGAGUCCAUACCUCUGGAAAUUGGUAGCUUGAUAAACCUUGGCUCCUUGAACCUUUCGCACAACAAACUCAGAGGCAAAAUCCCAUCCGCACUUGGUGCAUGUAUCCGGUUGGAAGCACUGAACUUAGACAGGAACCUCCUAGAAGGAAGCAUUCCAGAGUCAUUGACAAACCUCAAGGGUGUCAAAGUAUUAGAUUUCUCCCAAAACAAUUUAUCCGGCACAAUACCAGAAUUCCUUGAGACGUUUACUUCGCUGCAAUACCUAAAUAUGUCCUUCAAUAACUUUGAGGGGCCAGUUCCGAUAGGUGGAGCCUUUGCUAACACAAGUAGUGUUUUUGCCCAAGGAAAUGCACUUCUUUGUUCAAAUGUUCAAGUCAACGAUUUGCCCAGGUGCUCCACCUCGGCAUCUCAGAGAAAGCGCAAGUUCAUUGUUCCAUUGUUGGCAGCUCUGUCAGCUGUUGUUGCAUUGGCCUUGAUCUUAGGGCUGGUUUUCCUGGUUUUCCAUAUUUUGAGAAAGAACAAGAGGCGGAGAUCAAGUCAGUCCAUUGACCACACAUAUACGGAGUUUAAAAGAUUAACAUAUAAUGAUGUAAGCAAAGCAACGAAUGGCUUUUCUCCGAACAAUAUAGUUGGUUCUGGGCAAUUCGGGAUAGUGUAUAAAGGUCAGUUGGACGGAAAAGACAGCUUGGUGGCUGUUAAAGUGUUCAAACUUAAUCAGUAUGGUGCAUUGGAUAGCUUUAUUGCUGAGUGCAAAGCUUUGCGGAACAUCCGGCACCGAAAUCUCGUGAGUGUCAUAACUGCAUGCUCAACUUACGAUCUGAUGGGGAAUGAGUUCAAAGCUCUCGUAUUUGCAUAUAUGGCAAAUGGUAGCCUUGAAAAUCGACUUCAUGCUAAGAUCCAGAAGAAUGCUGAUUUGAGUUUGGGGACAGUGAUAUGCAUAGCAGUUGACAUUGCGUCUGCUCUGGAAUACCUUCAUAACCAAUGCAUCCCACCAGUGGUUCACUGUGAUUUGAAGCCAAGCAACAUACUCUUUGAUGAUGACGAUAAUGCGUAUGUCUGUGAUUUUGGGCUAGCAAGGUUAAUUCAUGGUUAUUCAUCUGAAGCUCAGAGCAACUCAACAAGCAUAUCUGGACCAAGGGGAACUAUUGGAUACAUUGCUCCUGAGUAUGGCAUGGGCAGUCAAAUCUCAACCGACGGCGACGUCUACAGUUACGGCAUCAUACUUUUAGAAAUGCUAACGGGGAAAAGACCUACUGAUGAAGCCUUCAGUAAUGGCCUUACACUCCAGAAGUAUGUGGAUGCAUCACUUUCAGAGAUUGAACACAUUCUUCACCCCAGCCUUAUGCCAAAAACUGGAGAUCAGCAUACUGUUACCCCCAAAAUAGAAGAAUACAAGCCAACUACAGUGAUGCAUAUCUGCGCUCUGCAACUCCUUAAACUUGGGCUGUUAUGCUCCGUCGAGUCACCAAAAGAUCGCCCAAGCAUGCAUGAAAUUUAUGGCGAAGUAAUGGCUGUAAAAGAAGCAUUUUUCUCUAUGAACAGUUGAGAGCUACAGUACAAGCCUAGAACAGUUUUGAUAUACUGUAUACAGAUUUAUGUCGCAGCUACUUCCGUUUAUUAGGGUCUUUCUUCAUUGUAAAAGCUAGGUAGCUAAUUUCUGAAUCUUCUAAUGUACUCCCUCUGUUCACUUUUAUAAGACGUUUUAGAUGGUUCUAGAUGGUUCAGACAACUCCCAAAACAGUUCAAAAUCAGCUGUCUAAAACGUCUUAUAAAAAGGAACGGAGGGAGUAAAUUUCACUAUGCAUUGAUGUUAAAGGCCCUGAGCUAUUAUGUAAAAGCGAACUUCACUUGGGAUAAAAAGCUGAUGGCUAUGUUUUCCUAUUGCUUUCAUCAAUGCCAAAGCAACUUAGCCUCCCCACCCAACCGUGUGGGACAAUAAUCAACUAUUACCAAUAUAUUUCCAAUUGAACUAUCUGCAUUGGUGUUGGAAGUUGCUGCUUUUCUAAUCAGAAAUCUCUGUAUUUGCCUCCCUACCGAAUAAUUGAAACACUAGCUAACAUUAAUGUAUGAUGUGUCAAGUUUGGACCACCCAGUACUGGUACUAGUAGAGACUGCAACGAAGCCUAAUCUUUACGGACUGAGACUACAAGUCCGGUUAAAUCAAAUUUGAAGCAAAAAAGUACACAAUCGAUACGGUAAUUUUGGUAUCUAACACGGAAAUAACAGGACUAGAAAAGAAAAUAGUACCCUAAAAAAGGAAAAGAAGAGAAAAUAGCA